Molecule: messenger RNA, 2062 nt
Organism: Labeo rohita (rohu)
Lineage: Eukaryota; Metazoa; Chordata; Actinopteri; Cypriniformes; Cyprinidae
Gene: rrp36
Product: ribosomal RNA processing 36
Exons: 8
Coding region: 311-1285 (324 amino acids)
Biological process (GO): maturation of SSU-rRNA from tricistronic rRNA transcript (SSU-rRNA, 5.8S rRNA, LSU-rRNA)
Cellular component (GO): 90S preribosome; nucleolus
Source: RefSeq, a predicted model, not a curated record
GAUGUCCGUAUUGUGACGCGCAUGCGCUCUUCUCUAACUUCCACGUGUGUGAGGGAGCGCAUUUUUCGCAAAUAUUCAUCUUCAGUUGUUUUGUGAUACCAAAAUUAAUAACAUUUUUGUUCUUUCCGCUAAGUGGCACGACAUUACAACUUUUAUGUAAAUGUGGUGUUAAGAUUUCCCUCGUUUAGCGGCAUGUUUGUCUGCUGUACCUAAGCAUAGAUGUCUGGAUAACAACAACAACACACUCAUACAUGCUAAACAUCAAAAGCUAAAUAAAAUUCAGAUUGACAGGGACAAAAACCUAAACAAAAUGCCUAAAUCAGCAAAGAAACAGACUAAAAUGGAACAGAGUUCUGAUGAUGAAGAGGACGCUUUAGAGAUGGAGAGAAACUUUGCCUUGAUUAGUAAAAGGAGCACGAUGCAAACUUCAGCAGAGGAUGAAGAAGAAAUGACAGAUGAAGAUGCAUCUGCAGAGGAAGACGAAGCACCUGAAGAGGAUGAAGACAAUGAAGUGGACGAUGAAGAUGAAGCAGAUAGUAACGAUGAAGAUGAAGGAGGCAGCACACGUGUACACGCGUCACACAUGGAGGGCAAUCUUAAAAAAGAAUUAUCAGAAAUGUCCUUUGAGGAAAUCAUGAAGCUACAAAACAAAGUUGGAACAAAAGCAUACAAUAAAAUCGCUUAUGGUGACACAAAGCCUCAGAAAAAAAACGAGCACAUGAAACGAUUAAAUAAACACAGACCUCAAGAGAUUUCUGCAAAGAAACAUGUUCCUUUCCUUCGAAAAGUGGUUCCUGUCAAGAAAAGGAUUUCAAGGGACCCUCGCUUUGAUGACCUCUCAGGAGAAUACAAGCCUGCGAUUUUUCAUAAGACGUACAAAUUCAUUAAUAACAUUCGAGAAAAGGAAACAGAGAUAGUAAAAAAGAAACUCAGGAAAGUCAAAUCAGAAACUAAAAAGGAAGAACUGAAAGGCUUGCUUAAGAGAAUGGAAAACCAGCAGAAGGCCCGACAGAGGCAAGAGCAGGAAAGAGAAAAGGAACUUCAGUUCAAACGGAAACAAAGAGAGCUGGUUGGCCAGGGACACAAACCUUUCUACCUGAAGAAAUCUGACCAGAAGAAGCUGGAAUUGGCUGAGAAGUUCAGCGAGCUGAAAAAGAGCGGGAAACUUGAGAACUUCUUAAGUAAGAAGAGGAAGCGUAAUGCUACUAAGGAUCGCAGAAAGUUGCCCAGUCAGCACACGCAGCGCCAUACAUGGACCAACCGUGGCUCAUCUAUGGCAUCUUGAGUUGAUUAUGUGUCUAAAGAAGACAUAAUGCAGAAGGACGUCUGUUGAAAAGUAAAUCUUGAGGGACUCUGAUGUUAAAAGAGGACUUGGUGUGAUUUGAGGUGUAUAUUUCAUCUACAUUUGCACAAAUAUGGAUGUAUUUUGUUAGCAGCUUUGACAUUUCAGAUGUUUUUAUUAAAUAUCCAUUGUGUUUUGAACAUUUUCUUAAAGGGACAGUACACCCAAAAAUGAAAAUUCUGUUAUUAAUUACUCACUGUCAUGUCGUUCCAAACCUGUAAGACCUUUGUUCAUCUUUGGAACACAAAUUAAGAUAUUUUUGAUGAAAUCCAAGAGCUUUCUGACCCUGCGUAGACAAUGGCGCAGCUAACACUAGGACUAUUUUAACAAUGUCCUCACUACUUUUCUGGGCCUUGAACGUGUCAGUCACGUUGCUGUCUAUACAGGGUCAGAAAGCUUUUGGAUUUCAUUAAAAAUUACUUAAUUUGUGUUCUGAAGAUAAACGAAGGUCUUACGGGUUUGGAACAACAUGAUCGUGAGUAAUUAAUGACUAAAUUUUCAUUUUUGGGUGAACUAUCCCUUUAAAGUAAAAUCCCUGACACUCUCUUAUUUUACCACUGGAUGGAGCUACUGAUUCUUUAAAUAAAGAAUCUGCAUAAACUUCUUUUUUUGUCUCAGCAAAUCUCAGUUCAGAAGAAGUUAAUAUGCAAAAAAAUCAACUAUCUAAACUGCCACCGCAUGACGUUAAUCCAAUUUUUUGACCUCAAGGGCACCAGACAU